UGACCCCUGACCUUAUCCGAUGGACCUCUCUGUGACCUUUCUUUCAGCAAUUUUUGUUAGGUGUCUCUGCUCGUCUUGUCUCUACACCUGCUUCUGUCUGGAUCAUUGGUCCAGAUGCACUUCCUCAGAGUUCUGUCUAUAUUUAAUCUCUCAUGACCAUGUUAGACUUUCUGUUUGCGGUUACUUUGAUUUUUAUUCUUGUCUUCUUUUGUUUAACUUACGUAAUUAGAGUGCACAGAGCUCUGUGUCUGGGACGAUUAUGUUUGCCUGAUUCAAUUUAUACAAAUCUAUUUUUAGCCGAAAAAUGUCAGCUUGACGCUGACGGUUUCUCAAUUCGAGCUUAGCAAGUCUGAUUCCAUCAAAGCAAACAAAAUACAGCCUGUCUCAGCAAUUGUCAUUUUUUAAUCAAAAGAAAAACUUCUUCGCCCCCACCAUCAUCCAAGAUAAUCGUCACCAAAUUGGAAAGUCAAUCUUUUUCAACCACUCUUUGUCUGGGGUUCAAUUGUUAUCCAGUUUUACUUCAAUGUCAGCUAAAUAUAAUCAACUAUUUUGGCAGGCUUUUUUUUAAAGAUAAGCAGAGAUUUCUGCUGCUAACGUGUGUUUUUUAGCUUGCAAUAUAUUUUCUGGAGUUCACUUUGUAAGAUUCAUUGCAACGGGGGCCCAUUCAAUUUGUCUCCAGUUCACUUGGAACAGUUUUCAAUGAUUUUACAAGAUUUUCAGCCUUCAUGAAUCGGUUUAGCUUGAUCUAUUCUUCUUCUUGUCAGAGAAAUUCAUAUGAAUAAAGAAUGAAUUGCUGUGGUUAUAGAUCCAGAAUAUAAAGGGCAGAAAGUGGAAGUGAUUAAGGAGGAAAUCAUUUCAGUAAAUCUAUUUAGACUGUCACAGUAACUAUUAAAUCCAUCUCGCUGUCAGAAUAUUCAUGUCUACCUUUUGGCUCGUCUUAUCAUUAUAAACGAGCGACUGACGUGAAAAACCUCUCUGGGAUAUUUUGGGAACUUAGAAACAGAACAAAGCUGAGCUUGAUGGUGAUUAAAACAGGAUACAAUCUCACUCACGUCAGAUUGGUUUCAUAAGGUCUCUCCCACUUUGGAAGGGGGUUUAUACUUCUUCAAAUCUGACUUGAUCUGAGCAGAGCAGAGGGAGUGGGAGGAGAAAGGGGAUUAAAGGAGAAUUUGGAGAUUGGGUUGUUUAACCGUCACUCCUGAUCCCUGCAGCACACACCAUCUGUAGGUGCCUCAGACUUACUAGUUACAAUUAGUCAGACAUGAGGAUAGGAUUUGUGAAACGUCUGUGUGGUACAGAUUUGCAUGACAUGGAAGAAGCCACUAAAGGCACCAAUGAAGGUAUUCCAGACUUGGUUUAUAGCAUUUUCCCCAUUUUUAUUCACAUUCAGGAAUACCAGAAAAGUGCAUUACACAUCUGUUUGUAAUUGCACAGAAGAAAACAUUUACUUUACUACACUCUAAAAGGUGCCAGCAGCAGUUAAAAUACAGUUGUGUUUCAUAUUUGAUCUUUGUAACCCCAUUUUAUUCAACCCCCUUUGAUCUGGAAUCCAGGAAAGGAACAUAUCUGAUCUGUUAAUGUGAUGUACUGCAGUAUGAUAUGGGCUUAGUGGGGCAAUACUUAGAGGAUGGUAUCACUUUAAUCAGAGCCAUUCGAAAACCAGGUCAAUCUGCAAUUAACCCCACUAGGUCUUAUGGUCACUGCCUAAUUCACACCACACUGCUAUACUGUCAUAUUAACAAUGUUGCAUAUUUAUGUGAGAGGAAACACAAACAGUGAGUUUGCAAUGCAGUCCCUCACCACAACCUGAUUAAAAACAAAGCAUGUAUCUUAAGGCAGUUAUGAAAUUCUAGUAACCCUGUGCGCGAUCAAAUAGUUUUGAAACACAUUUAACACAACCGCUUCAGGAUACACACACAUGUAAAAGCCAUACAUGGUCCAGUGAUAAUGGACAGUGUUGGCUCAAUGUUUUGGGGUGGAGCUCUUAGUGCAGACAUGGUUUUGUCUUUCAUGUUACCAGAAAAUCUGUUUUUCUCAGAAGUUACUACAUCAGUCGGGCUGAAUUCUUAAUAGCGCUCCCUAAAUUUGUGAUGACAGUGAGUUCCUAAAUAAUCCUAAAUAAGCUAACUAGAAAGCAGAACUAAGAACCCGAUAUGCUGUGCAUCAAAGAAAAAGACAAAAAUAUAAUCCCUGAUAUUCUUGGAGCUGGUCAAAGUUAUAAUGAGCUCUGUGAGUUGCACCUGAGAAGUCUGGAGGAGAGAGGAGGUCUUACAUGUUUAAUUUGCCUCUUGUCAUAAUGAUGAUCCUAUUAGCUCUCUUAAUAAAAAGGUCUUAGCUCUAACACCUGCACUGUAUGCUAGCCUGACUCCCUAUGGCUCACCACAUCUCCUCAGAUGAAAUGUUAAAAUGAGAUGUCUUGUUUUUUUUUCCUCAAAUCAUUUCUGUUUGUCUCUACUUUCUUUCCAUUGCGGUUUGUUUAUCCAGAUUCCUUUUGUCUAGAUGUUUGUCUCCUUUACGCUGUUCAUCUUCUCAUUUUCCACAUUAUUCUGUUCCUAGCUGAUGAUCUCCUAAUUCACUCAUUGGAUAUUUUCGGGGAGUUAAGUAUAGUGAAACUGCCCAUAGAUCCUCUGUAAACAGGACUUGUUCAAGGACUUGUUUAUGGGAGUAGAAGAGUUGGACUCCACCUUUGGCCAUCUGUCACCCUAAGCCAAGAUAGGGAUUGCGAUCACAACUGAGGUGGAUGAUGUGUGGUUUGCAUUUCUUCCUGCAAUGCUACACAGGGAGAGUGACAAGGAGGGAUCAGCACAAGACAAGACACCUCUAGGUGCAGUCAGAGGAUUACUACUCCUCUCUCAAUAUCAGCUGCCUUUGCAUGCAACCUGAGACUUGCUGAUAAUUUUGUAUGUUUAGAGCACACACUGGGAGAGUCUGUGGAUCUAAACUUUUUCUGAUCCAACACUUUUCCAGUCAUGGUUGCAGUUAGCAGGGGUGCAGCUUUACCUCUGGUAUCACAGGCACACAGUCAACUGUCUGCAGUUUGACAAAGGCACAGCAGUCAGAGAGCAAGUUUAAUCCAAACCUGUUGAAGUCAAUCAAGUCAAAACAUCUUCUGAAGCUGCAGGACGCCGGUUUAAGGAAAGUUUAAAAAAUGGCUGAAAAUCAUGACAACCACUUCAGUGCUCCAACGAUGACAAAGGCACACUGGAAGAAACCCAGCCGUACUACAGAUUUAUUUGAAAUGAUUGAAAAGAUGCAGGGGAGCAGGAUGGAUGAGCAGAGAUGCACCUUUCCUCCCCCACUCAAGACUGAGGAGGACUACAUUCCAUACCCAAGUGUCCAUGAGGUGUUGGGCAGAAAAAGCCCCUUUCCUCUCAUCCUCCUGCCACAGUUUGGGGGUUACUGGAUUGAAGGAACAAACCAUGAGCUGAGUGACACAGUGGACACGGAACCGCUGCAGCCUCUGUCCCCAAACACCCGCACCAAGCUGGAAUGUAAAACAACAGCUACAAUCUACCGGAAGCACUUCCUGGGCAAGGAACACUUUAAUUACUAUUCAGUGGACAGUGCCCUUGGACAUCUGGUGUUCUCUCUAAAGUACGACGUGAUUGGUGACCAGGAACAUCUCCGUCUAAUGCUCAGAAACAAGAUGAAAACCUACCAUGAUGUGAUCCCCAUCUCCUGUCUGACAGAGUUUCCCAAUGUGGUCCAAAUGGCCAAGCUUGUCUGUGAAGAGGUCAACGUGGACCGCUUUUUUCCUGUCCUUUAUCCAAAAGCUUCAAGACUUAUUGUCACCUUUGACGAACAUGUGAUAAGCAACAAUUUCAAGUUUGGGGUCAUUUAUCAAAAGUUCGGACAGACUUCAGAGGAAGAGCUGUUUGGCAACAGUGAAGAGAGUCCUGCCUUUGUAGAAUUCCUGGAGUUUCUAGGAGAGAAGAUUGAGCUGCACAACUUUAAAGGUUUUCGUGGAGGGUUAGACGUGACUCACGGGCAGACUGGCACUGAAUCAGUCUACUGCAACUACCGCAACAAAGAGGUCAUGUUCCAUGUGUCCACAAAGCUGCCUUACACAGAGGGGGACACCCAGCAGUUGCAGAGAAAACGUCACAUAGGGAACGACAUUGUGGCAAUUGUAUUCCAAGAGGAGAACACUCCCUUUGUACCGGACAUGAUCGCCUCCAACUUUCUCCACGCCUACGUUGUGGUCCAAGUGGUCAACCCCUGCUCUGACAAUGUUCUCUACAGGGUGUCAGUGACAGCACGGGAUGAUGUACCUUUCUUUGGCCCAGCCCUCCCAAACCCGGCUGUCUUUAAAAAAGGCCCUGCAUUCCAUGAAUUCCUUUUUACUAAGCUCAUCAAUGCAGAGUAUGCCUGCUACAAAGCUGAGAAAUUUGCCAAAUUAGAGGAACGAACGCGGUCAGCCUUGUUAGAGACCCUUUAUGAGGAGCUCCACUUGAACAGCCAGGCCAUGAUGGGUAUUGGAGGAGAGGACGACAAACUGGAAAAUGGGAGUGGAGGAGGAGGGGGCUUCUUUGAGUCCUUCAAGCGGGUGAUCCGCAGCAGGAGCCAGUCUAUGGAUGCCACGGGUCUUACUUUCAAGAAGCCGCACACAGUCUCCACUAGCCUCAGCGGCAGCUUUAACCACGACCCCGCAGAGAGCCCCAAAUUCCCAGGGAUAUCAUUGCUUGUCCCAGGCAAAAGUCCCAGUAAAUAUGGACGUCGAGGCAGUGCCAUAGGGAUAGGAACAGUAGAAGAGUCUUUGAUAAUCCCGGGGAAAAGCCCGACUAGGAAAAAGUCUGGUCCUUUCAGCUCCAGGAGAAGCAGUGCCAUUGGUAUUGAAAACAUUCAAGAAGUCCAGGAGAAGAGUAGAGAGAACUCGCCAAAUACCCAGAAGACCCCUGACAGUGGUCACGUGUCUCAAGAUCCCAAAUCUGACAACUCAUCCAAUCAGAGCUCCCCUGAAGUGCUCACAACCACAAAGAACAGUUCUUAUCUCGGUGGCAGGGCCCCAUCCAUCCCCGAGGGUCAAGACCUCUCGCGCUCCUCCUCCAAUGCUAGCAGCUUCGCCAGUGUGGUGGAGGAGAACGAGACAGAGGCCACAGAGGACUAUGACACCGGCAUGGAGAGUCUGUCAUCUGCCGGGACACCACACAAACGAGAUUCCUUCACCUACAACACCUGGAUGGAGGACAGCAUCAGCAGCACUAGUACCACCAGUCGUGGUAACUCCCCAGGACCUGGUAAGCCAGAGCGAGGGAAGGGGACAGAUAUCCGUAUCAAACUGGAACGACCACAUGAUCAUCAGUCCUCAUCGCAUUCCCAUAAGUCACAAUCCCUCUGGGAGAUGAGACAAGUGCAGGCGUUCGCCAUGACCAAUGAUGAGAAGGAGGAAGAAAAGGAAGAUGAGAAAGAAGACAAAAAGCAGGUGGAGCCUGGCCAGUCUGCUGCUCAGUGAGGGCCAGAGUGCAGCUUAUCCAGAAACCUGGGGGACACUGGAGAGGAUGACGCACAAAGAGGGGCCAGCUUUUGCACAGUGUUGUUUCCUUCCACUCUUUUCUUUGCCUGUCCACACAUCUGUUGCCUAGUUGUAUAUUUUUUGUUUUUUUUACCACACCUAUUGUUUCAAAAGUGCAUAUUUUUAUCUACAGAUGUGCUUGUAAGAGAUACAACUUUGGUUUAGUUUGUCUUGUUGAAGCCCAGGUCUGCUGGCUAUUCAGGGUAAAGACAGUACAACUGAGCUCUUUGAAGAGAUUGUGAGAAAGACUUUUUGCUGGAACAAAGAAAAGAUAACUGGAGGUUUUACCAAAUCAAAGGUUUUGGCUCAAUAAAGAUCUCUAAUGUAUGAAUAAUACCAAAUAUUCAUUAAAGAUGGCUAUUUUCUGACAAAACAUCUAAUGUGAUAUAGAAAUUUUCUGUUGGAUGUAGUCAAAUGUGAUUAUUUUCUGGGUUAAAUCCAAAUAGACAGACUGUAUAGCUGCAGCAAAACAAUUGGAUACUUUCCUUUUAUCACCCAAAUCCCCACAAGAUAAGAUUACAAACUCAACACCACAGGUCACUGUGAAAAGAGCAAUGCAUUGUAGAUAACAUGAAAUGGCCUUAAAACUUAAACAUGCAAUUUCUUUGUCCCUGAGACUUAUUUUACCUAAUUUUUGACUCACAUGUUCUGCAGCCAAUAAUGGGAUUGCAAUAUUAGAUCAAACGUAAAACUAAUAUAUUCAGAAUAAUUUCUAAGCAUACUAGUUUUUCUUAAAAAAUGGUUGUGCAAUGCAGUUAUACUUCAGCACUGUCUGUAUAGUCUGAUAAUGUAUGGAUAUACCCAUCAAUGACUGAUUUAACUGCUUUGUCUGUCUUGUCUGUCGUUGAGGAUACCAGUCUCUUGCUUUUUCCUCUCUAAUGUAUGUUUUUAUUUAUUGAUUUGUUUCCUGUUAAAGUGGCAUUUAUGGUAUACAUCUGUUAUACUGUAUCUUUUUGGUGACUACAUUCAGCAUCCUGUCAUAUGAUCAUACUGUAUAUGUUGCUUUGGAGUAAAUUAUAAUGUUGUCAUCUGUAAAGCUCUAUUUCAAGGGUGAGAUCUCUUCAGUGCAGUAAACAUGCAAUGCAAUUAUAAUAAAAUAGUGAAUAUUUAUUUGCUUUUAACGCGAGAAAAAAAACUCAAUAUACAACUACUGAUUUUGUAAAUAGAUGUUUAGUUGGAGUACAUAGUGUAUAAUACUAGCCUUUGAUUUAAAUGGGACAGCUUGAAAUUACUGCCAAGCCAACAAUUUAUUGUUGUUUUAUUUUUCGUACCCUUAAAAAUAUUAAUUUGAGGGUUUUGUAGAAGAAAAUUAUUUUAAAAGCUAUUCAGACUGUUCUGUAAAAGGGAAAAGUAGAUCCUGCUGAUCAUUUCAGUUGCCUUAUCAUCACAAAAUGAUGUAAGUAUGGAUAGUAAAGCAAAUAGUUAAUAGCCAGCAGGAUUUACAAUGAAAUGAAUGUUUGGUUGUUGUUGUUGUUGUUGUUUUUAUUGUAAAUAAAUGCCCUGAGAACUUUA
Messenger RNA from Dicentrarchus labrax (European seabass), 7024 nucleotides. RefSeq names its product rap1 GTPase-activating protein 1. Gene Ontology annotation, cellular component: cytoplasm. NCBI's taxonomy places the organism in Eukaryota, Metazoa, Chordata, Actinopteri, Moronidae. Gene Ontology annotation, biological process: regulation of small GTPase mediated signal transduction; activation of GTPase activity. Bases 3149 to 5452 code for a protein of 767 amino acids. Gene Ontology annotation, molecular function: GTPase activator activity. The transcript is spliced from 23 exons. The record is from RefSeq and is a predicted model, not a curated record.